Molecule: messenger RNA, 333 nt
Organism: Lathyrus sativus (Indian pea)
Lineage: Eukaryota; Viridiplantae; Streptophyta; Magnoliopsida; Fabales; Fabaceae
Source: the annotation of a GenBank genome assembly
AUGUGGCUCUUUAAUGUGCCAAACCUGAAAAAUAUCGGUGAUACGAAUAACUCAUUGUCAUUGCCAUUUUCUGCUUCAAACUGUGUUGGUACCAUGGCUACUGAUUUUCCCAGAAAAUCAAACAUGGCAACUUCAAUUCGUGUGGAUGAAUCUGGAUUCUUGCAGUCUUCUGAAAAUAUGGAACCUUCGUCAGGGCUGCUGCUUCGACCAACCAGAGAAGUAGAUGCACGUAUUUCUGAUUGUCCUAACUUGCCGCCACAUCUUAUAUGCAAGCGGCUAAAGUAUCUCAAUGCAACUAUGCAUGCAGAUGCUAAACAGAUGAUACCAGUAUGA